Molecule: messenger RNA, 501 nt
Organism: Python bivittatus (Burmese python)
Lineage: Eukaryota; Metazoa; Chordata; Lepidosauria; Squamata; Pythonidae
Source: RefSeq, a predicted model, not a curated record
UCUCUUUUUUUCAGGUGCUGGAAAACUAUUCUGAUGGACCCAUGACCCCAAAACAGAUCCUGCAGGUUAUAGAAACCGAGGGCCUAAAGGAAAUGAGUGGCACAUCCCCGUUGGCCUGCCUGAAUGCAAUGCUUCACUCCAAUUCAAGGAGCUGCGAUGGGCUUUUUUAUAAACUUCCUGGGCGGAUUAGCCUAUUUACUCUCAAGAAAGCUGCCACCCAGUGGUCUCGGACCCUCGCUGGGCCUGAAGGAGAAGAGUUGGAUGACGCGGAGAGCAGUGGUUCUAACGAAGCUGCCAGCACUGUGAGUGGGGAUAACGACGGUAAGUGUGCUUCUGCUCAGAGCCUGAGCCAGUUGCUUCCUCCACGGAUGUGGAUGGUGUGAUCCUUUCUUUCCAGUUUCUCUAGAUGAAACCUCUUCAAACGCCUCCUGUUCCACGGAGUCCCAGAGCAAGAGUGUGCUUGCUGCCCGAGAGAGCACUAGGACAGCGUCACAGGUAGGA